Prosopis cineraria is the source of this 1404-nucleotide messenger RNA. RefSeq lists its product as uncharacterized. The transcript has a single exon. The coding region runs from base 640 to 1263 and encodes 207 amino acids. NCBI's taxonomy places the organism in Eukaryota, Viridiplantae, Streptophyta, Magnoliopsida, Fabales, Fabaceae. The record is from RefSeq and is a predicted model, not a curated record.
GCUUUGUUCCUCAUUUUGAUUAGGCAAAUUUCUGAAAAUGGGUUUUGUUUGGUUGUGGAUAAAACACAAGGAUGAAGCAAGAGGGACGAAGUUUCUGGUUUUGAAUGGCCUGGUACUAUAAAACUCUGCUUUGUGGGGACGACUCAGGCUUUGUCUCUCGCACAUGCAUUCCUCAACUUCGAGGCUUCGAGGUUGUGAAACGUUGAUGGAAAACAAAUUUGCCUUCACUAUCUCCAAGAGAGAAACAGUACGUAGGUUUUCUCGCUGAGAUUACCAAAAUUAAUAUCACCCACUUCAGGUAUGAUCUCUGUGAAGAGGAAGAAGCUUUAAAGAGACGAAUGCAAGUUCACUCCUUUAAUCUUCCCAUUCUGAAAGUCUUCAACUUUUUGCUUGUGAUUGUGAAGCUCUGUUUCAAGCAUUCUCACAGCUUUUGCAGAGAAUGAUCAUGGAGCAAGAACACAAUCCACAGCAAAGCUCCGCCAAUCUUUGUUCAUGUUUAGGUUCAUUAGUACUCUCAACUAUUCUGGUUUUGUUCCUUCUUUUUUCUCUCUUCCUUUUCUUCCCACUUUCUGAAUCUUCUUGGCCUGUUCUUCUCACUGUGCCUAUGGUUGUCUAUCAACACUUUUUCUUCUUGUCACAAUGAGAAAGAAAAAAGGGUCUGAAGAUGAAAGUCUUGUUCAGGAGAAGAUGCAGAAAGAGGAGUUAUUACACGCAGAAAUUGCUCUGAUCAAUGAGCAAGAAGCUGAAUCCCAGUCAGAUUCAUCUUUCCCAUCUGAUAGUGAAAGUAGCAGUGGCUCAGACAUGGAUGAACAGUUUGAGCUAAAUGCUAAGAAUCCAUCACUCUCAUCAGAUGGUGAAACUGAAAGCAUCAAUGACUCGGACAUUGGUGAAAGUUUUGAACUUGAUCAGAGUAGUACUAGAGUUCUGGGAAUCUAUGAAAGUUUAGCAUCUGACAAUGAUGAUGAAGAUGAAGAAGAAGAUAGUUUGAUUGAAAUCAACCUUCCGAGCAGCCAUUUCUCUGGCAUAAGUAAAGAACAUGAGCAGAGAUUGGAAUCAAAGUUGCCAGAUUUUCUACCAGAAGCCAUGUUCAAGCAGGAAGUUCUGAUGGAGCUGUUGGCAGAGAUUAAUGAGAUGAAUGAGGAUGAAAAUUUGAUAGAGAUUGAUAUUUCCAUGGGAUCAUCCAGCACAACCACACGUCAAGAUUUGAGAUUGAAGCAGCAAAUUCCAUCCUCAGAAGAUUGGUAUAGUACUCAUACUGAUUGAUGAUUUCUUUACUUUUUCAAUCUUUAGCUUCCAUUUUCAUGUUCAGGUUUUAGUUUUUUUCUAAUGUCAUGUAAAAUUUUGUGCUUUCUAUCUUCACAAUAACUACAUUAUCUUCUACUUGUUGAAACUGAUACCAUUUCU